Molecule: messenger RNA, 5658 nt
Organism: Orbicella faveolata
Lineage: Eukaryota; Metazoa; Cnidaria; Anthozoa; Scleractinia; Merulinidae
Product: dynamin-binding protein-like
Biological process (GO): intracellular signal transduction
Cellular component (GO): cytoplasm
Molecular function (GO): guanyl-nucleotide exchange factor activity; protein binding
Source: RefSeq, a predicted model, not a curated record
GCGAAAGCUCUGGGGAAGAGUAACUGUCAAGCACAGUUUCGAUCAAGUGUCUCCAAGACGUGCGACGGAAUGUUGUGAAGGCGCUUAAACUAGGAAAUGUUGAACCCAUUAAUUGAUUUUAAGGAUGUUUUACCUUUGAAGUAUCCUCGGCUAUGGAUUUUUUCAAGCUUUGGUUCGUGUAGUGACCCAGACGUCUUGUUUUAUUUCGCGGUUCCGGUAAGACUAUGAGUUACUAUCCAUGGACGGAAGUCUUGCAAGGGCUUUAUACACUUUUCAGUCUGACAAUCCCAAUGAACUCUCUGUUUCGGAGGGAAGCAUCAUAAAGAUUACACAGUAUAUUGACAAGCAUUGGUUGGAAGCCAGUUAUCAAGGAAAAACAGGCCUGUUUCCUGUUACCUAUGCUGAGAGGAUAAAAAAUGAACCACAGUUUCAAAAGGAUUCCCAUAUCAUGCCUUCUCAUUAUGAGGGAUUGCAUAAAAACUUACUGUCCAAUUGGCAGCCUGGUGAAAGCUGUGAAUUGUCUAGAAAUGAUAAUUCCUUAGCCCAACACAGUCCUAGUAAUGAUGCAUAUUUUGUGGAGACUGCCUUUGCUUUUUCUGGUAGAAAUGACAGUGAGCUUACAUUUCCUUCUGGAGCACUGAUAGAGGUAAUGAAAGAUGUCGAUGAAGACUGGCUGGAAGGGUCAUUCAAUGGCAGGACAGGGCUAUUUCCCAAGAGUUAUCUGAAGUCUUCUGAGAGACCAUGUGCCCGUGCUGUAUACCCCUUUGUUGGAGAAAGUGCGGGAGAGUUGACUUUUCGUGAGGGUGACUGUAUCUUUCUCCGGAGGCGUUUGAAUUCGCAAUGGAUGGAAGGAGAAAUUAAUGGCACUGUGGGGCUUUUCCCGUCUAGCUUUGUUGCUGUUGAGGUUGAAUUGCCAUCAGAACAAAAUGCAUUUGCAAAUGGAGAUUUUAGUUUUGUGGACUCUCCUCCUAAACAUGGAGCCCAGAAUAGCUGUGUUGCACCAAAAGUAAAAUGGAAAAGAGGUAUGAAGGGGAAGGCACUGUUUCAUUUUACGGCAUUAUAUUCAGGAGAUCUGGAGUUGAAUGCAGGAGAUGUUGUAACUGUCCUUGAAGUUGAUGAUGAUAACUGGAUCGAGGGUCGGUUAGCUAGUGGAAUACGUGGGUCAUGCCCUGCGGCAUAUCUGGAACCUCUAUUUGAUAUGAGCCAACAAUUUGAAAGUAGACCACUGAAGUCUAGUGCUCAACGACUUGCAUUAGAUGGAAGUUUUUCUGGUAUUUUUGACGACCCUGGCUACAUAAACAUAUCACAAAUGCGUAGCUCUGCUCAGCAGACUAGUGACUUUGUUGACUCUUACUCAGUGAAAGGUGAUACCAACAAAUCUCUUUUAGACUCUUCAUUCACACAGGAUCCAACACCUGCAAUUAUUGCACUGCCAUCUGACAUGGCCACAACUCAAAAAAACACUCCAGGAACUAAACCGUUGCUUACACCAAAGCCAGGACCAACAAGUAAAAAGCAGUCACCAAGUUAUUCAGUGAGAUACCUAGGGGGUGAGGAACACUCUGCACCCAAAAGUUCCCAAACCGCUCUUAGUCCUUCGAUUUCCGUCCAAUCACUACCUUGUGGAAGUGCCUCUAGUUCAAAUACUCUAGUUUCUGUACAAUCUGAGACACCAAGUAAACGCUUUCAACAGCCGCGAUAUUUUAAGGACUCCACUGGAACUUGGCCAGGUAAAAGAGCAGGGAUCCAUGGACAUGUAAAUGAUGAAAAUAAAAACAAAAGGAACCUUAUUGAUGACGAUGAUUUGUUAUCGGGCAACUGCACGUCUCUGCCGACUCCAUUGGUUCCACUUCCUCAAGCAAGGAUAGAUGAUAGAAGUAGUGAAUCAAGUGCAUCAGAAGAUUCUCCAAUCACACCCAGGCGACCAGCACCCCCACCCCCUAAACGGGACAGCAGCAGCAAGAAUCAGCAUGUCCGCAGCCAAACUCUUCCUGGAACGAGAUCAAAGGAUCUUGUACAAGGUGACUUUAGUAGGGAGGUACAUGUUUCAAUAUCAAAAGCAAAGGAUCACCAACAGUUGGACGUGAAAGACGUGAAACAGAAUGGGGCGCCACAUUCUCUGCGCCCAAUAGACAGUAAAAUGGAUUCUUCUCAGUCUCCUAAGUGGUCACCUAAGACAAGGGCUGGCGAUCAUGAUGGCCCAAAAUCAAAACCUCUUUCUAGACCACGUUCUGUGCAUUGGAAAGACAAGGAUUCUCUUAAUGCAGUGGACAAGAGUCCAUUGGAGCUGAGACGUUCAAACAGUCUAGAGCAGAUAAGCGAGAUUAAGUCCAGCCAUAUUGCAAGUGCUACUGGCAGUGACAAACUAAGUAAUGUACAAGUGCAAUCAGUGACCAAAGGGAAUUCAGCAGAGGGAACUGAUGCACCAGGCCUGGCAACACUACAAGAAAGGAUUGCUGAGGCAGAAGACAACCUAAAGAAAGAAAUGAAAGUUCACUCUGGAUUCAAGACUAUUUCUCAGCUUGUGAUGACUGAUCCUGUUAAACAACGAGAAAUGGAAGCAAAGGUGUCACAGAGCCAGCAGAAGAUAACAGAAUGGCAAGAAGAAUUAAAGCACCUCAAAGAUGAACAAGUCUUUCUGAUAGAGUCACAUCGGAAAAAGAUGCUGAAGGUUAAAAUAGCUGACUUGGAAGCAGACUUAGAGAAACAAGUGCGGAGCCAAAGAAGUCUUGAAAUGUUGCUUGGUGUAGUGGAGGAGAACAGAAAGAAAGAGGUUAUGGAAAACCUUGGAGUGUGUGCACAACUUGUGGAGAAGAUCAAGAGAGAGCUGACAGAGCUAGAGGUUUCCCUGCACAGUUUAACAGAAAAACCAGCAGAAUCAAGCCAAAAGCACAUGGCUGAGCAAAGACAGCGAGUCGUGACUGAACUUAUUAACACAGAGAAGGAUUACUGUAGUGACCUUGAGCUCUGUGUAAAGUACUUCCUGUUUGAACUCCAGGCUUCACAGGUCAAAGAUCUCGAUUUUGAAGGGUUAUUUGGUAACAUUGAGAGUGUAUUAGAAACAUCACAGAAGCUGCUGAAGAACUUAGAAAAUGCUGUUCAAGAUAAGGAAGGAAAAGAUCAGGAACUUGGAAAGUGUUUUGUGGACAUAGCUGAAGAAAUGAAAGAGGUGUAUGCUGUGUAUUGUAGAAACCAUGAUGAUGCCAUCUCACUCAUGGAAAAGUAUGAAGAAGUACCGGAGAUACAAGACGCCUUCACAAAAUGUUUGGACAAAAUUAGAGAACACACCCGGUGUUGGGACUUAUCAUCAUUUCUUAUCAAACCAGUUCAGAGAGUUCUUAAAUACCCGCUCUUGUUGAAUGAGCUGCUCAAGUAUACACCAGAAAUCCACCGAGACAAGUACAACUUGUUGAGAGCGAUAUCAGUCAUGGCUGAUGUGGCAAAUGCUAUCAACGAGUUUAAAAGAAGAAAAGAUCUCGUCGUGAAGUACAAGAAAGUGGAAGACAGUGGGUUGACCAACAAAAUACAGAAGCUGAGCUGGCAUUCAGUGGUGAAAAAAGGCUCCAGGUUUAACCAGAGGCUGACGCAACUCACAGGGCUUGUGUCACAGACUGUUGACGAAAAAUUCAUUGAAGAAGAGAAAAAGUUUCGUGCUGUAGAGAAAACUGUGAAAACCCUACUAAAGAAUGUCUCCACUUAUUUGGAAGAAUUUCAGGAGACGAUGGAAUGUCACAGGUCCUCAGGACAGAACGUCAGUGAUUUCUACCAAGAGGCUGCCACGUGCUCAGAAGUGUCUACUUAUCACAAAAUACAGAAGAGGAUUGGAGAAACCAUUCGUUCUAUUUUUAUGGACUGGGUUCAGAUGCAAGUUUUGUCUCCGCUUAACUCCUUGCUGAACUUGUUUCAAGGCCCUCAACGUUUGAUUCAGAAGCGAAAUGACAAGUGCUUAGACUAUGAUCGAUGGUCCAACAAGAUUGACAAGAUUAAAGACAGGGACAAGUUAAAAGCGGCCAAAGAAGAUCUUGAACUUGCCAAGAAAAACUACGAAGCUCUGAACACACAGCUGCUUGAAGAACUUCCUGGAUUUACUGAGAAGUGCAUGGCGUUGGUGGUGGACUGUUUGGAAAACUUCGCCGUAGCGCAGAACAGACUGUACUUUGAAAUACAACAAGACUAUGGGCAGCUGCUACAGUUACCAAUUGUCCAGGCAGUUGACGAGGACAUAGCUGAACAUCACAACAAAAGAUCAAUGCAAGUCGUUGAACAGUUUUCAGAUCUGAGCUUUAUUCCGUGUAGUUUUGUGGCUAAAGACAGUUCGCGCAAGAAAAGGCGAUCAUUUAAAAGCCCAUCUCAGCCAUCACAUGACCUUGAUGCAGUAGAAGAUGAUACCGAGACCAAAAGCAGCUUGUUAGAUUCCAAAGACGGUGACCAGGGUGGGGAGGGUGGGGUGGCCACGAGAAGUCAAGCCUCACCACCUUCCCAGUCGAUUCUUCAGCCGCGUCCAGCUCCGCGGAGACUGAGCAGCACAACACGGAUCGAGCCUAAGGAUUUAGACAGCUCACAGCCUGUAGAUGUAACGCCAGGAGAAGGCAAACCUUAUGUGGUCGAGUUCAGCUUUGAAGCUCAAAAUGCGGGCGAGUUGUCGGUGUCCGAGGGGGAUCUUGUGUCUGUCCUGCGACACUCGGAUAGCAGUGGGAACCCGGAAUGGUGGCUGGUUCACUAUAAUGAUGCCACUGGGUAUGUCCCCCAGAGUUACUUGUCCCCGGCGGGUGAAAAUGAUAGUGACGAAGAAGGUGAAGGUGAUGUUAUAGACAAUCAAGAUGGCGACGAUAACAGUGGUACUGUGCAGGACACAGACAGAAAUGCAGACGACGUUCAAGAGGCUAGCGGUCCAUCCUCGCAACACGCAGCUAUUGCUAAGUUGUACUAUUGUGCUGACUAUGCGUUUGAGGCUAGCAGUGCGGCGGAGUUGAGUCUGGAUGAAGGACAGCUAGUAGUGGUGAUACAGAAACAGGACUUGACUGGAAAUGACGAAUGGUGGCUUGUUGAAUGUAAUGGUCACAAAGGAUAUGUUCCGUCUAGUUAUUUGACACCAGUAGAAGAUUGAACACGCUGUUAACCAGCUAUAAAUCAAGACAUAAUCACCGAAAAAGAAACAAAAAAAGUCGCGAUUCUGGAUGGCGUUGCUGUGAUUAUGAAGCAUCAAAAUGUACUCUGACCUGCAUUUUACAUUUCCGGACAUAAUUGUCUAAAAUCUCCUCUUUAAUUAAGUUGACAUGUAUCUUUCUAGUUUUCAUCAGUGAAACUUACUGUCGUACCAUCACUUUUCCUCGAAUAUGAUCAUUCGCUUAUUCUAAUAAGUCUCUUGCUUAAAUUUGAUGCCUUUUUCUUCCUGAUUACACUCCAACAAGGUAGGAAAUCUUGCUUUCAGAUUGUUAACCACGCGUAAACGUGGGAAAAUUCGCGGAAACUAAAUUUCAUGUAGUACCCGAUAUGCUGAAAGCUAUCUCCUUGUUUCUUUCGGAAGCCAUCUCAUAACCGCUGUUAGCUUAGUGACACAAUGAUACGCGCCCUCUUCGUACCCAAAUUUGCAAUUAGCCAAUCAGAAGCCGUGUCUGUGGUCUUGAUAUCCUGCGAUAUCAAGUCACUGACCUGAUA